Messenger RNA from Prorocentrum cordatum, 689 nucleotides. NCBI's taxonomy places the organism in Eukaryota, Dinophyceae, Prorocentrales, Prorocentraceae. The record is from the annotation of a GenBank genome assembly.
AUGCCGUUGGGAAAUGUGACAAUGCAGAUGCCAUUGAAGGAUGUGAAGAAGAAGUUGGGCGCAGCUGUCACUGCGAAAGCGCGGGCCAAACGCGGGCACAGGACGACCUGGGACUACGACACCAUCGACCAGAUGCGCAGCGAGGCAUGGUGGGGAGAUGCGCAUGACAACGCCGAAGGCCCACGCAUGGAGGACAUGGGCGCCGACGAGCCCGAGUUCGCACGAGGGUCUUCCAGCAAGAUCAGGAAGACUACCACCGUUGAGCCCGCCGCGAUGCCAGAUGUGACGGUCGGUGGGCAGCUGCAGAUGUACCAGAACAUGUUCGGGGGGCAGUUGGCCGCGGCGCUCUUCGCCAAUGUGGCGCUCCAUGGAGGACAUGCAGCUGGGUCUGCAGGAGCGUCUACAGGGGUGCACGCAGGGGCAUCUUCAGGGGGCUGCCCCCUGGAGCCACCAAAGGCGAAGCUUCCGCCUCGCGGGGGGCCAACGCUCGGCAAGUCGGCGACGGCCGAGCCAACAGUUGGUGACGAAGAGCCCGAUGCCAACCUGAGCGACGAGGAGGCCGCCCUGCGCAAGCUGCCCGCCACCAAGGCGAAGGCGGCGGCCGCGGCGACGGCCGCGCGCAAGCGCCCCGCCGCGGCUGGCGACGCGAUCGCCGAUGCCGCCGAAGCAGAUGCAUCAGAGGAUGCAGA